UACUGUUCAAAAAACACAACUCAAAAACCUCUUCCUAUCUCUAUAUUUUCUCUUUACAAAGAAGUAUAUUUUUUUGUUUUACAUCUCAAAAGAGAGACUCCAUAAAUAAAAGCUAGCAGACCCCCACACCAUAAGAGUCUAUGUAGAAACACACACACUUAAAGUUUUUUGAGCAUUCUUUAAUCUAGAGAGAGAAAGCAAGAAAUCUAGUGAGAGAAAGAUGGGAAGAGCUCCUUGUUGUGACAAAGCAAAUGUCAAGAAAGGUCCUUGGUCACCUGAAGAAGACUCUAAACUUAAAGAUUACAUUGAAAAAUUUGGUACUGGUGGCAAUUGGAUUGCUCUUCCUCAAAAAGCUGGGUUGAAGAGAUGUGGAAAGAGUUGCAGAUUGAGAUGGCUUAACUAUUUGAGACCUAAUAUUAAACAUGGUGAAUUUUCUGAUGAAGAAGAUAGAAUCAUUUGUACUCUCUUUGCUAGCAUUGGAAGCAGAUGGUCAAUUAUAGCUGCUCAAUUACCAGGCAGGACUGAUAAUGAUAUAAAGAAUUAUUGGAAUACAAAGCUGAAGAAGAAACUAAUGGCUAUGGCUCCUCAUCAGUCUCAAAGAAAAUUACCAUUCUCACCUCAAAAUCUCCCAUUAUCAUCAACUCAUCACUCAUUUUUAUCAUCCCUUUACAAAGAUUUCAGUUUCAACUCUUCUGGUUCUUGUUUCACUUACACCCCAGCUACCAAUUUCAAGAAUUUCAAUGGGUUUGAUCCAAACAAUGCUUCACUUUUUCAAGCUCAAGAACAAGGAUCAUCAUUGAUGAACAAUCCCACGCAAUAUUUUCAUGGAAAAGAUAAAAUGUUGGCGUUUGGAAAUACUGAUCAUGGGAGUUGCAGUACUUCUAAUAAUUCUGAUGGAAGUUGCAGUCAGAUUAGCUAUGGGGGAAGAGAGAUUAAACAAGAAGAAAUGGGAUUUAAAAGCUUAUUCUCAAAUGGGUAUCAAGAAAAUCAGAAAUUCAUGCUAAGUUCUUAUGAUAAUCAUCAUCAGCAGCAGCAGCAAAAUCAAGAAAACGUGAGCCAGGGGUAUUUUGGAGAAACAGGAGGAGGAUUAGAGUAUGAUCUUGAAGAAGUUAAGCAACUGAUUAGUAGUAAUGAUAUGAAUAAUAAUAAUAUCAACUUCUACAAUAAUAAUAUUGAUGAAAACAAGAUCACACAAGAGAAGUUUAUGUACUACUAUUAAUAAUAUUUAUAGAUAUUUGUACUUAAUUAUUGAUUA
Messenger RNA from Mercurialis annua (annual mercury), 1255 nucleotides. Its product is annotated as transcription factor RAX2-like. Lineage: Eukaryota; Viridiplantae; Streptophyta; Magnoliopsida; Malpighiales; Euphorbiaceae. The record is from RefSeq and is a predicted model, not a curated record. Bases 221 to 1219 code for a protein of 332 amino acids. The transcript has 3 exons.